Fulvia fulva is the source of this 1023-nucleotide messenger RNA. RefSeq names its product putative efflux pump kojT. Gene Ontology annotation, biological process: transmembrane transport. The transcript has 2 exons. Bases 1 to 1023 code for a protein of 340 amino acids. Lineage: Eukaryota; Fungi; Ascomycota; Dothideomycetes; Mycosphaerellales; Mycosphaerellaceae. Gene Ontology annotation, molecular function: transmembrane transporter activity. The record is from RefSeq and is a predicted model, not a curated record.
AUGGCUACCGGCCUCUUUCUGGUUGGCUUUGGCUUAGGUGCACUCUUUGCUGGCCCGAUUAGCGAGACUGUUGGCCGCAAUCCGGUCUACAUUACGACAUUAGUGUUGUACAUGAUCUUCAUCAUGGCAUCUGCUCUUGCGCCAAUCAUUGGGGCCCAGCUGGCAUUUCGAUUCUUGGCUGGACUCUUUGGUAGCACGCCUCUCACCUGUGCAGGCGGUAGCAUCAGCGAUCUGUGGAAUCCUCUGGAGCGUGUCUUCGCCUUCCCGGUCUUCGCCAAUGCUGCGUCCACGGGACCCUUACUCGGGCCCAUCAUUGGUGGCUAUAUCGCACAAUCGUCGUUGCUAUCGUGGCGGUGGACUGAGUGGAUCACUCUGAUCAUCUCUGGCCUUGUGCUUUUCGCUGUGGUGCUUUUCCAGCCUGAGACGUAUCCGCAGACCUUGCUCAAAUGGAAAGCACAGCAUUUGCGAUCCAUCACUGGAGACGACAGAUAUCGAGCAGCGAUCGAAAUCCGCCAGGAGACACUUUUCGUCCGGCUGCGGCGAGCCCUGUACCGACCAAUCUUUCUCACAGUGCGAGAGCCGAUCAUCAUCCUGCUCGCGUUGUACCUCACAGUCAUCUACAUUGUCCUCUUCACCUUCCUGGACGGCUACACCUACAUCUUCCAGGAAACCUACGGCAUCUCCCAAGGUCUAACCGGAAUCUGCUUCCUCAACAUCGUCGUAGGCCUCUUCGGCGCAUCAGCACUGUACAUCAUCGACAGCUACGAGAGCUUUGCGGCCAGUGCUCUGGCGUCUAUCACGUUGAUUAGGUAUGUGGCGGCGGGUGGGAUGACGGUUGUGGGGGUUCCUUUCUAUGAGAAUUUGGGGGUGCAUUAUACGAUGACGAUUUUGGCGUGUAUUUCGGUGCCGUUGGUGCCGGUGCCGUAUGUGUUUUAUAGGUAUGGGCCAUGGAUUAGGGAGAGGAGUAGGUAUGCGAUUCAGACUACGACUGAGGUGAAGACGGGGAAGCGGCAGAAAGUGUGA